UCGGGAGAGGAGCGAACGCAACGAAACCUGGAGUGGUCAGAAUCCACACGUGUGUAACCUGCAAUGUUGUUGGGAUACACAUUGCAUAGGUUCUUGGUUAUCUCCGUUUAAUAUUUACACGCCUUACCAUUCCUGGAGCUUCAGCUGUGAAAUCUACAAAAACUUUUAAUCAGUUGUAACCUGACUGUUGCGGACGACGACUUUAUCUAGUUCCCAGGUGAUUUGUGUAUAGCUAACGUUAGCCGGGUAACGUGGCUAUUUAGCUGGUUCUGUAUUUUCGUACAGGAGCCUACCUGUCUCUUACAACUCUCAAAAUGUUGUCAGACUUUGGUCUUAUUGGUACCAUACAUGACGACGACGAAAUACCUGAUGAACCAGAGUCGGAGUCGGACGGAGAAACUGAACAGCCUAUUGUGUUAGCACGCGAGAAGAAAGCUUUGAAAGGACAUAGUAAGGAGUUCAAUGCAGACUUCGAGUUCGGAGAACGAGAUGGACUGUACAGUGAAGACUGGGCCAUGGCAGAUGUCAUGGCUCAGCUCAAGAAAAGGAGGGCACCUACCACACUUGAUGAGAAAAUAGAAAAAGUGCGCAAGAAAAGGAAAACAGAGGAGAAAGCUUUGAAAGAGGGGAAGACAUCUCAGGCGGAGGAUUCUGUUGUGAAAGAGGAAGAUGAUGAUGAUGGUGGUGAGGAGGAAGAAGAAGAAGAUGGUGAUGAUGCCAAUGAGGCUGAUGAUAAAGAUGACGAGGACAAAGACGCAGAAGCAUCAGAUGAUGAUGAUGAUGAUGAUGAUGAGGAAGAGUUCUCCUCAGCAGAUGAAGAGGUCCUCAAAAAAGCAGAUACCGUGAGAGAGAAGGGUUCCAAAGGCAAGAAGAAGGCUAAUGAGGCCCCUGAGGCAUUUUUCGAGGACGCCUCAAACUACGAUGACACUCUGACCUUCCAGGAUAUGAACCUGUCCAGACCUAUACUGAAGGCCAUCACCACCAUGGGCUUCAAGCAGCCCACCCCUAUCCAGAAGGCCUGUGUGCCCAUUGGCCUGCUGGGCAAGGACAUCUGUGCCUGUGCUGCCACUGGCACCGGUAAGACUGCCGCGUUCAUGCUGCCAGUGCUGGAGCGACUCAUCUACAAGCCCAAGCAGACCCAGGUGACGCGUGUGCUGGUGCUGGUGCCAACGCGAGAGCUUGGCAUCCAGGUCCACUCUGUGGCACGCCAGCUGGCGCAGUUCACCAAUGUCUCCACCUGCCUUGCUGUGGGCGGCUUGGAUCUGAAGUCCCAGGAGGCGGCUCUGCGCGCGGGGCCCGAUGUCCUCAUUGCCACCCCGGGCCGCCUGAUCGACCACUUGCACAACACACCCUCCUUCGAGCUCAGCCAGAUCGAGAUCCUCAUCCUGGACGAGGCUGACAGGAUGUUGGAUGAGUACUUUGAAGAGCAGAUGAAGGAGAUUAUCAGGAUGUGUGCUUACCAGAGGCAGACCAUGCUAUUCUCCGCCACCAUGAGUGAAGAGGUGAAGGACCUUGCCUCAGUCUCGCUGAAACAGCCGGUGCGUAUCUUCGUGAACAGCAACACGGACGUGGCGCCCUACCUCAGGCAGGAGUUUGUGAGGAUCAGGCCAGCCAGAGAGGGUGAUCGGGAGGCCAUCGUGGCAGCCUUGCUGACGAGGACGUUCCAGGACCAUGUGAUGCUGUUCACCCAGACCAAGAAGCAGGCCCACCGCAUGCACAUCCUGCUGGGCCUUAUGGGCCUCAAGGUGGGGGAGCUGCACGGAAACCUCUCCCAGACACAGCGACUCGAGAGUCUCAGGCGGUUUAAAGAUGAACAGAUUGACAUCUUGGUGGCCACAGACGUAGCUGCAAGAGGUCUGGACAUUGAAGGAGUUAAAACGGUCAUAAACUUCACCAUGCCCAACACCGUGAAGCACUACGUGCACAGAGUGGGGCGAACGGCGCGCGCUGGGAAAGUGGGCCGCUCCGUGUCCCUUGUGGGAGAGGCGGAGAGGAAGAUGCUGAAGGAGAUUGUGAAGAAGGCCAAGACUGCCGUCAAGGCCCGCGUGCUUCCUCAAGAGGUGAUCCUGAAGUUCAGGGACCUGAUUGAGAAGCUGGAGAAGGACGUGUAUGCCGUCAUGCGACUGGAGAGAGAGGAGCGAGAAAUGGCCCACUCAGAGGCACAGAUCAACUCGGCCCAGAAGAAACUGAACCAAAAUGGAGAAGACACCGAGCUGCCCAGGACCUGGUUCCAGACCAACCAGGAGCGCAAGCAGGACCGCAUGACUAAAGCGCUGCAGGACUUCGACUUGGCCCUGAGAGGCAAGAAAAAGCGGGCGCAGUUCUUGAAGGAUGGCAAAAAGAAAGAACUCACGCCGGAAGACAGGGCUCAGUUUGAGAUCUUGAAGUCUCAGAUGUUCGCGGAGAGGGCCGCCAAACGUGACCGACGACCCAAGAGAGCCCGUGCCGUGCCUGAAGAUGAGCCCGUACAAAAAGCUAAAAAGAAGGGUGGUGGUAAAUCUGGAGCGAAGUCGAUGUUCGAUAAGGAGUUGACCAACACCAGCAAGAAGGCCCUGAAACAGUACAGAGCUGGGCCAUCCUUUGAAGACAAGAAAAGACUUGGGUUGUCAACAAAGAAAGGAGGGCACUUCAAGUCCAAAACAAGAUACAAGAGGAAGUAGAGGCAUCCUGUUUUGCUUCAAGGUGGAGAAAAUGAAAUGGAAACUGAAAGUUUUGGAGCAGAGCAAGAUGGGCCCUCAGCUUGGGAUGGCCAAGAUGUUUCCGUGUUCUGUUAUAAUGCUGUAAUGUUUUGUUAAUAUAUCAUGAUGGCUGUGCUCUGUGUACAGCUUCUUCAUUGAACUGUUAAUAAUGAUGCAUAAAGUCACAUGUAAAUGACAUCAUGGACUCUAUAUCUUUCUUAUACAAUUGUAUCUGUAUCAAUGUAUCUGUUGCAACAGUGGGAUGUGGCAUGUUUUCUAAUGACAUGUAAAUAAAGACAGCACAGUGUCAUGUUUA
Molecule: messenger RNA, 2994 nt
Organism: Engraulis encrasicolus (European anchovy)
Lineage: Eukaryota; Metazoa; Chordata; Actinopteri; Clupeiformes; Engraulidae
Gene: ddx27
Product: DEAD (Asp-Glu-Ala-Asp) box polypeptide 27
Exons: 21
Coding region: 315-2660 (781 amino acids)
Molecular function (GO): nucleic acid binding; ATP binding; RNA helicase activity
Source: RefSeq, a predicted model, not a curated record